AUGGUGAUGAUCGGCGUCGUUGCGUCAUCGUCGUCGUCGUCGUUGACAGUGAAAAUCGGCGUCAUCAUUGUCGUUGCGGUGCUGAUGGAUAAAGAGCUCAUCAAAAUGUUGAUGCUAAUUCAGAUCUUAGUGCCAUUGGUACUUUUCAAUAUUGAUGUUGGAGCAAUGGACAUGACUAGUUUGCCACCAUGCAAUUUCCCAGGAAUUUACGAUUUUGGUGACUCAAACUCAGCUACAGGCUCUAAUAGAUAUCCUGAUGUCGGGCGUCUCCUUAUAGAAUUUAUGGCUGAUUAUUUGAGACUACCAUAUGUGAAUGCAUAUCAAAAUCUAAACACAACAAAUUUUCAAUAUGGUGCCAACUUUGCAUCACCAGGCGCGUCUAUUACUCCCCAACAAUACCCUAAUGGUAACCCCUUCGAUAUUGGAAUUCAGAUCAAGCAAUUUGGUGAGCUCAAAUUGCAAAGUAACGAUGUUUAUAAACAAGCUAAGCAAACAAAUACAAGUAGACUCCCCAAACCCGAUGCUCUUUACACUCUUGAUAUCGGUCAAAAUGAUCUUACCCUUUGCUAUAUAAUAAAACUUGAUGUUAGAGCUCAAAUUCCAAAUAUAAUUAACAAAUUUGCUGCAGCAGUGAAAGUUUUGUAUCAACAAGGGGCAAGGGCAUUCUGGAUACAUAACACAGCCCCAAUUGAUUGUUUCGGAUUUGCUAGCAGAUUGAUUGGGGAAUUGCCUAGGACUUAA
This is a messenger RNA of Camellia sinensis, 741 nucleotides long. The record is from RefSeq and is a predicted model, not a curated record. NCBI's taxonomy places the organism in Eukaryota, Viridiplantae, Streptophyta, Magnoliopsida, Ericales, Theaceae.